UAAUGUAUUUAAAUAAUAAUCUAUUUUUAGAGUCAUAAAACUAAUGUAUAAAAAAGGUACAAUUAAUAAGAUAGAUUCAUAAAAGUUAUCUCUUGUGUGAAUCCUCUUUGUUAUUUAAUAUAACUAUAUGUUUUGAAAUAUAUAUAUAUAUACACAUAUAUACAUAUAUGUAGUUAGAAUUUUAUCCCAGAAUAAAUUUUCUUAACAAUUGAAUUACGAAGAAUAAUAAACGUAAAAGAAAAGAUCUAGUCGUUAAAACAUAGAUCAUUUCAUUUUAAUUUUAUUACUCUCUUCCUGAUUUAUCUCUUUUUAAAAGAUUAUUCGUUUAACAAAUGCAUAUUCUGCGAAAAUUGUUCGGUAGAUACCUUCUCGUUACAAAUACUAUUAGCUGCGGUUUGAUGAUGGCAGCUGGUGAUAUGAUACAGCAACGUAGAGAACACUGGAAACGGUAUCGUUAUGUGGAUUAUUUUUCAAGCGGUGGAACCGCUCGUGUAAUCGCUGCAUCGCCCGAAGAAGAAGAAGAAGAAGAAGAAGAGGAAGAUGACGAAAAAAAGAUUAUCAAUGUUGCAUCUUUAUACGAACAUAACUACGUUCGAACGAGAAACAUGACAUUAGUAGGUCUUAUUCAAGGACCUUUUCAUCAUUGUUUCUAUGGUCUACUUGAAAAAAUAGCACCUGGCAAAAAAGCCAGUUCUAUUAUAAAAAAGACCUUUUUAGAUCAACUAAUCGCUAGUCCUACGUGUUUAAUUAUAUUUUUCGGUGGUCUUGGUCUAAUGGAACGAGACAAAGUCGAAGAAGCUUAUAGGGAAAUUAAAGUGAAGUUGAUCGAAGCUUGGAAAGUCGACUGUUGUUUUUGGCCUCCAGUUCAAUGUGUAAACUUCUUAUUCGUUCCUUUACAAUAUCGAGUACUCUAUAUAAAUGUUAUGACUAUGGUGUACGAUGUUUUUCUAUCGCACAUUAAAUACGAUGCUCACUAUGAUUGACAAGAAACAAUUUAUUAGUUAAGAAACAAAUUGUACUAGAUCAUAAACUACUGCUAAGCGUAUAUUAUUAUAUUAUAUUAUAUUAUAUUAUGUUAUAUUAUAUUAUAUUCAAUUUAUAAAAUAAGUUCCUUUCUUUAUUUCUUU
Messenger RNA from Vespa mandarinia (Asian giant hornet), 1127 nucleotides. Its product is annotated as mpv17-like protein 2. Gene Ontology annotation, biological process: mitochondrial ribosome assembly. The record is from RefSeq and is a predicted model, not a curated record. Gene Ontology annotation, cellular component: mitochondrion; cytoplasm; membrane. NCBI's taxonomy places the organism in Eukaryota, Metazoa, Arthropoda, Insecta, Hymenoptera, Vespidae.